AUGUCUGCAUCGUUUACAAAAUCAAACACACCUGUUGGCUCCACCUCCCCUACAUAUGUCAAUCUCAAGGGCUCAUCUUCCUCCGUCAACAGUUGCAUUUCAUCGAAAAGGUCCAUCCCUGCAGAGGUAGUCAAACGGAUUAGUCACCGGAAGAAACGUACAUGUAUGUGCUCGCCGACAACACACCCUGGCUCAUUUCGGUGUAGCCUCCAUAAGAACUCUGGCUCGGCGGUGGCUCAUUUGCCAAAAAGUCUUAACACGCGGAGAUCUGCCAUGACGAACUCGCUUGUGAGAAUCCGUGGCAUUGAGGAAGAGCUUGUUAGGAGAGCGCUGUUGGCUCCGAUGAGAUGUUUGUCACAUAAACAACGACGGCGUUUUGAUUUUCGGCCGCGGCCUAGCAGGUUUCUGUCAUGUUCAGAUAUAAAAGUUAAUACUUAA
Messenger RNA from Vicia faba (fava bean), 438 nucleotides. The record is from the annotation of a GenBank genome assembly. NCBI's taxonomy places the organism in Eukaryota, Viridiplantae, Streptophyta, Magnoliopsida, Fabales, Fabaceae.